GGGGGUAUUUUAGCAGCAAGCGCUCCUUCAAUGGUUUCCCCUCUAUCUCCUUUUGCCUUUGCCAUUGCAAUGCCUCUCGAUUAGCCCACAGCGGGAGGAGGUUACAAUCCCUUUUUCCUUUCAAGGUAGGGCAGAAUGCUGGGCAUGUACGUGCCGGAUAGGUUCGCCCUGAAGUCAUCUAAAAUUCAAGACGGGAUGGGGCUCUUUACGGCUCGGAGAGUGAAAAAGGGUGAAAAGUUUGGACCAUUUGCAGGAGAAAAGCGAAUGCCACAGGAACUGGAUGAAAAUACAGACUGCAGGCUAAUGUGGGAGGUUCGUGGAAAUAAAGGUGAAGUGCUUUAUGUUCUGGAUGCUAGCAAUCCAAGGCAUUCUAACUGGUUGCGAUUUGUACAUGAAGCUCCAUCUCAAGAACAAAAGAAUCUGGCAGCUAUCCAGGAAGGAGAAAACAUUUUCUAUCUAGCUAUUGAGGAUAUUGAAACAGAUACCGAACUCUUGAUUGGUUACCUUGAUAGUGAUAUGGAAGAAGUAGAGGAAGAAAAUGAAGAGGAAGGCAUUAUUAACCAGGAAGAAGAGGAUAGCAACAACAACAGUAAUGGCACUCAUAAGGAAUUGCAACAAAAUAAUGAAAAAGAUUGUUUUCCCUGCAAAGAGGACCAUGCUUGUCCAAACUGUGAAUCUAGUUUUGCAAGCCAGGAAAUAUUAGCUGAACACCUUCAGACAUUGCAUCAAAAACCCAGUGAAGAAAAAGAAUUCAAAUGCAGGAAUUGUGGAAAGAAAUUCCCAGUAAAGCAAGCUUUACAAAGGCAUGUCCUUCAGUGCACAGAAAAUGUGAAUCCAGGAAAUUGUUCAAGAAGUUCUCAGUGUUCUAUUUGCAACAUAUCCUUCAGCUCAGAAUUGAGUUUUGAACAACACAAAGAAGCAUGCCGAGGAGAUGCUAGGUUCGUAUGCAAGGCUAUCAGCUGUGGGAAGAGGUUCAAGAGUAAGGAUGCCUUGAAAAAGCACAAAGAAAAUGUUCACACUGGUAAAUAACAUAUUGGAAUUGUCAUUACUAAGGAGAAAUUUCACCAGUUUUAGAAUGUAUUAAUGCACAGUUAAGGAAAGAUUAUGCUUUUUUUUUUUUUAACAAAUUGUGGGAGCUACAAGUGAAGGUUCAAAUUCAGAGGAAGGUAAUUCGGAACACUAGUUUUUGUAAAAAGCCAUAAGAAUCUGUUGUCGUUGUCAUCAUCUUCACUUGUGAUGGUUGAGCAGUUGCUGAUACUGAAGCAGCAUCGCAGACUCACAAGCAUUUAUAUCAAGGCCUUUUCAUCCUUCUACAUGUGGCCAAAUGAACAGCAUGGUCUAGACAGAAAAUGAAAAAUGGAGGGUGAUUUCCCAGGAUCAGUUUCUGGGAAGGUAAUUUCUGCUCAGAAUAAUAGGUGUGUUGUUGCUCUCACUGCCCCACUUAAAUAUGGGUCUCUUUAUGAUUACCCUAUGUUGUUUUUAGACCCCCCUCAAAAAAAGUAUACAGCUAACUGAUUCCUGAAUAUACAAAUCAACUGAUUUUAGUGUUUGUGUUCACAUUUUGAAAUUGAUUUUAAAGAACCUGACAAAACAUAGUGCAUUAGUCAUGUGCAAGUUUCAAAUGGGAAUAUUUUCCCCAAUUCAUAUGUUUCUUUUGUAACUGUAGUGUUACGGCACAAAAUCCACUUCUUUUCUAUAUGUGUUGUAACAUUGCAGGCAAAGGAACAAAGCUUGCAACAUGAAACUGCAUUCAUUAGGCUGAUUAAAGUAGCAAAAACAUACGGAUGCUAAGAUCUUCUUAUCCAUUAGAAGUGAUCGGAUGAUAGCCUCUUGCUGAAUAAAUAGAAAUCAUAAGGUGGGGUGUAAGGCAGCUUGGCUUCAGGGAAAAAGCUUGUGGAAUGAAUAGACAGAGCUAGCAGGAGUUUGCCUGUAAUAAGCAUGUUUUCUUGAUACAAAACAGUCCAGAAUAUAUAUAAAUGUGUAGCAAACCUUGAAAAAAUAUCAACAAGUGGCAAUAUUUCAGUUCAUGAGAAAGGGGUCAGCAACAAAUUGAAUAGUGAAAUCAUCUAGGCACAUUCAAGAAGAUACAGAAAUACUGGAGCAAGCCUAGUGAAUAAACAGCUAGAAGUUGAUUACAUGGGUGAAAUAGGGUCUGUGUACUUAGGAGAAGAAAAGAUUCCAUGAUUGAAGAUCUCUAAAGGAUGCAGAAGACAGACAAGUCAUUGUAGUUUUUAGUUUUCUACUAUGAGAAAUUGAAUUAAAAACUGCAUGUGAAAUGUGUUAUCUGUGAAAGCAAGGAUCAAGAACAUGACAGAAGAACGUCCAUAAUUUAUCCAAUGAAAAAUGACUUUUUCUGUGUAUAGGAACAAGAUAGUAGCAUUACCUGUUCCUACAAUCAAAAGGAGAGGGCCAGAAUGUAGCAUUGGAAGUCAGUAAUUAGCUAUACAAAAGGUGUUGAUAUUUGGAGAUAUUUGGUUUCAGGUACCAUAGUCUCUGUCAACAAAUACAACCAAGAAAACUAGAUUCUUGGAGCCUUUUAAAACAUUUUUUUAAAAAGGGAAAACAAGUCAUUUUGGAUGCAGCAAUCUUGACAACUACAUUUAUUUAUAUUUUAUAUAUUCUAUUAAUUUUGUUAAAAUGGAGAUUUCCCAAUCCUCCUGUUAGGUACCUGUUGGUGGAGUGGAGGGUUGCCUCCCAUUUUCUGGAUGAAAAAAAAUGCAAAUGUUGUUCUUGUAAUAUUUUUCAAACCUCUAUUAUUAUUUUUCCAUACUCUAGAAAACUGACAAAUUUGUUAGAUCGGAUAUAUCUAAAUGAUGGUCUGCUGGUGCAAAAUAUGUCAGUCUACUAAGUAGAACAGACCAGGGAAUCAAUUCCACAAGAAGGAUAAACUUGCUUUUAUGGAGAUUGGCUGUAAUACAGUCUUUGAGAAAAAAAUGAUAAACUGAAGAUGGCUCCACCUUUAGACAAUGGCGGAAUGAAGAACUGGCUACUCACAAGUCAUCUCUGGAAAAGGAUAGGAUAGGAUAGGAGAUUGCCCCAAAGUAUUCCAGACAGUUGCAAUUUGCAAGGAGACCACAAGACAGUCUCUGAUGGGUUUAGAACUGUGGGAGAAGAGGGAAUAGCCAUCUGACUCAAACUAUAGUUAGCACCUUCAAAAGGACACCUGGUUCACAUACUUCUUUUUGUAAUCACUUUUGCAAAUGGUUUUUUAGCUGCUUUUCAAUUAUGAGGAGCUUUGGAUCAACAAGUCUGAAAAUAUUGGGUGAGCUUCCUUAGCAAGAAGUUAAUAAGGUUUUUUUUAAAUAAAUGACAAAAAGGUAGUCAGAACUUUGAUUUUAUAAAAUGGCAAAUCAACUAAGGAUCUAUAUGGAUUUGAAAUAUCAUUUUGGAAUUAAUUGUAAAGAAUUCUUCCCAUGAGAAAAUGCUUUUAGUUUGAGUUCUUUAAAAAAACAGGACGGGACUUUGAAGGUUGUACACUAGAGGAAACUGCAAGGAACUAAAAAUUAAAAUUAAAAGAGAAGAAUACUCAAACUCUAUUUAAAAAUACAGAAAGUAGCAAAAUGCUUUUUAACGAUGUAUAUAUUAAAAGAUAUUUUUAAACACAAGAUAAUUUUAAGAUCCUCUGCCUCCCUACAGAAGAAGAGUUGCUAGUUGUAUUUUAAGAAAAGAUGAUAACUUAUUAAUAUUGUUUAUAUUGUGAAUAA
This is a messenger RNA of Thamnophis sirtalis, 3704 nucleotides long. The record is from RefSeq and is a predicted model, not a curated record. NCBI's taxonomy places the organism in Eukaryota, Metazoa, Chordata, Lepidosauria, Squamata, Natricidae.